Ixodes scapularis (black-legged tick) is the source of this 710-nucleotide messenger RNA. Its product is annotated as usherin-like. The record is from RefSeq and is a predicted model, not a curated record. Gene Ontology annotation, molecular function: protein binding. NCBI's taxonomy places the organism in Eukaryota, Metazoa, Arthropoda, Arachnida, Ixodida, Ixodidae. The transcript is spliced from 3 exons. The coding region runs from base 14 to 628 and encodes 204 amino acids.
UGUCUUUUGUCUUAUGUGUUUCUUAUUUCGUGUUUUCGCAGCAUUGCAAACGUAUUCCUUGUUAAUCUUAUAUUGGAUACUUGAGCUGUCUUUCCGUCAAUUUCAGGAACUCCAAGGGAGCGCCCUCUGGACGAAUUGCACAAGUAACGCUAGCUGUAGCGUAUCCGUCAUCCAUCAGCAGAAUCCUUUCUUUAAGACGGGAUUUCUUAGACUAAAACAUCUCGAGCCUUUCACCACAUAUUGCAUCUCAGUGAGAGGUUGUAACGAUGCCGGAUGUGGAGAGGGAUCUACUCAAGAGGCGAGAACAAGCGUAUCAGCUCCCAGUGCACCAGUGGAUUUGAAAGUCUCGAGAUAUGAGGGGAACAGUGUCUUUGUAGCUUGGGAAGAGCCUAGGAAACCAGCAGGUCCUAUAUAUGGCUAUUCAGUCGAAUGGCACUGCCCCUCCGGCGAACGCCUUAGUACGUUCAUAUCUGGACACUUAAACAGCACCACUGUUGAAGAUUUGCCUUUAGGUGGAUUAAAUUGCACAUUUUGGGUGUCUGCUUUCAACAGAAGCUGGAGAGAUAAUCUACUGCAAGGAGACCUCGCAGAAGCAGUAUUGUCGUCAUCAAAUGUUUCUAGCGACUAGCUCCAGGGGUGCUGGCUCACAAGGAUUACCCGUCACAGCAUAGUUUCUAAAUUUAGUGAAAUAAAAUCGCAUUUUUACCAUA